CGCGACGAGCAGGAGGAGGAAGAACAUGGCGGGCGCGGCGGGGCCCGGCGGCGGCCCGGGGGCAGCGGGUGGAGAUGGAGAUGAUUCGCUCUACCCGAUCGCGGUUUUAAUCGACGAGCUCCGCAACGAGGACGUACAGCUCCGUCUCAACAGUAUUAAGAAGCUAUCAACAAUUGCUUUAGCACUUGGAGUAGAAAGGACUAGAACGGAACUGCUGCCAUUCCUUACAGAUACAAUUUACGAUGAAGAUGAAGUGCUGUUAGCUCUUGCUGAGCAGCUGGGAAAUUUUACGGGCCUGGUGGGAGGACCUGACUUUGCCCACUGCUUGCUGCCUCCUUUGGAAAGCCUGGCUACCGUGGAAGAGACAGUGGUCCGGGACAAGGCGGUGGAGUCUCUGCGGCAGAUUUCCCAGGAGCACACCGCCGUGGCGCUGGAAGCUCAUUUCGUUCCUCUGGUGAAGCGCCUCGCGAGCGGGGACUGGUUCACGUCUCGAACAUCUGCAUGUGGCUUGUUCAGCGUUUGCUAUCCCAGGGCUUCAAAUGCUGUCAAAGCAGAAAUUCGACAGCACUUCCGUUCCUUGUGCUCAGAUGACACACCAAUGGUACGACGUGCUGCUGCUUCCAAACUGGGUGAAUUUGCAAAAGUUUUGGAAUUAGACAGUGUGAAAAGUGAGAUUGUUCCAUUGUUCACUAAUCUAGCUUCAGAUGAACAGGAUUCAGUGCGUCUCCUGGCUGUGGAAGCUUGUGUCAGUAUUGCCCAGUUACUGCCCCAGGGUGACCUUGAGACUUUGGUGAUGCCCACUCUUCGACAGGCAGCAGAAGACAAAUCUUGGCGAGUCCGAUACAUGGUCGCUGACAAAUUUUCAGAGCUCCAGAAAGCCGUGGGUCCUAAAAUUACCCUGAAUGACCUCAUCCCCGCCUUUCAGAACCUUCUUAAGGACUGUGAAGCUGAAGUUCGAGCAGCUGCUGCCCACAAAGUCAAAGAACUUAGUGAGAACUUGCCCACCGAAGGUAGAGAGACCAUAAUUAUGAAUCAAAUUCUGCCCUAUAUAAAGGAAUUAGUAUCUGACACAAAUCAACAUGUCAAAUCAGCUUUAGCUUCUGUAAUUAUGGGACUGUCUACCAUUUUGGGUAAAGAGAACACCAUUGAACAUCUUCUGCCUCUGUUUUUAGCCCAGUUAAAGGAUGAGUGCCCAGAAGUUCGUUUGAAUAUCAUUUCCAACUUGGAUUGUGUAAAUGAAGUAAUUGGAAUUCGUCAGCUCUCCCAGUCUCUUCUGCCUGCCAUUGUGGAGCUGGCUGAGGAUGCCAAGUGGAGGGUCCGCCUGGCUAUCAUUGAGUAUAUGCCACUGCUGGCAGGCCAGCUGGGUGUGGAAUUCUUUGAUGAAAAACUGAACUCUUUGUGUAUGGCCUGGCUUGUGGACCAUGUGUAUGCCAUUCGUGAAGCUGCCACCAACAACCUUAUGAAACUGGUUCAGAAGUUUGGUACAGAUUGGGCCCAAAAUACCAUUGUUCCGAAAGUGCUAGUGAUGGCAAAUGAUCCUAAUUACUUGCAUAGAAUGACCACUUUAUUUUGUAUUAAUGCACUGUCUGAAGCCUGUGGUCAGGAAAUAACCACGAAGCAGAUGCUGCCCAUUGUGUUGAAGAUGGCAGGAGACCAAGUCGCGAAUGUUCGUUUCAAUGUGGCCAAAUCACUGCAAAAAAUCGGACCGAUUCUACACACUGAUGCUUUGCAGGAGGAAGUUAAGCCAGUGCUGCAGAAGUUAGGCCAAGAUGAAGACAUGGAUGUGAAAUACUUUGCACAGGAGGCUAUAAGUGUGCUUGCGUUGGCAUAAUAAGGAACAGAAGGGAAGAGACUUUACUAAAUUCUUAUCACAGAUUUCUAGUCAAUGUGCUCUUAAACUGAGUGGAGAAAAAAUGGAAAACCUUCAAGACCUCAACCAAGCAAAUGGCACCAACUUGGAAGAAAUCAAAUUUCAGUGACUUGAUUGUUUCUAAAGAAUGAAAUGGGAUUGUUUUUUACUUGUCUGCCUUGUUGGGAUAAUUAUAUGUGAACCAUUCUUACUGCUUGUGACCAAUUCCUGACACUUCGUAUAGUCAUUUCUUGAUUGUCUCCUACUGACUUGGCAGGGACCAUCGAGGCUCCUCAUCUGCACUGUAACAGGUUCUGGCCACUUACUACUCCUGACCAAGCUUGCAUGGGUUUGGACCCAGUCAGGGUGUGGAAUGAUUCUCCUGAUGUUUACAUACGUCUGUAUCUGUGUCCAUUAUUCCAAAGUUAAAUAUACAUGAUUUAGAGUAACUUAUUUUAUAAACACUCCAGGAGAUACAUUGAAAUUUGAUUGUAGUGGAAGCCACAUUUUCCUGGAUAAUGAUGAACUACAUUAGUAUCUCACUUGAAGGAGGAAUAUGGAAACUUGGGCUUCAUGUAUUGGUUGUUUUGGGUUUUAUUUGCUUGAUUUUGACUCUAAUCAUGUCAUUCCGAAACCUGAGGUGCAGACACAUCUUGCUGCUAAAGUGUGAUGUUGAAACCUCAUUGAAUUCCAGCAGUUCACUGCUGUGACUGCGUUCAAGAAUGAUUCUCUCUCUCUCUCUCUCUCUCUCUCUCUCUCUCUCUCUCUCUCUCUCUCUCAGGAAAACUUGAAAUUUAGUGCCUUCUUUCAUAAGUAGUCUGUACUGUUUUACGUAAGUUUACAGUUUUGCGUUCCUAGUAAUAAAGGAAUUGCCCCUGCUACUGAACUGAGGGUUUCCUGAACUGAGGGUUUCCUGCUCAGUACCUGCUUCUGCUUCCUGCGGUGUUGCAUCGGUCCAUCCUGCUGCGCAUGGUGAGAGCUUUCCUAACUAGUUUCAUCACUAAUGUUUUUGGUAUAAGCAGUACUGGAAUCUUACGAUUUAAAAUGUUUCCUCCUCUGCCACUUUCACAGUUUAACUUCCUUAAUUCCUCCAGAAAUUUAAGAUAAGUAAAGGUUUUGUUGAAGCAAACCAUUAGUAUGUAAGGAAACCUGUUGAAUCUAAGCUAAAAAAAUUUACGCUUUGGGCCACAGUGAUAGUAUAGCGGGUUCUAUCCCCAGCACUCUACAUGCUCACUGAUCCCCACCAGAAGGCCACAGAGCCAGGAAGAAACCCUCAGCGCCGCCAAGUAUGACCCAAAGACCACCCUCCCUCCCCCAAAAAAAGAUAACAUUUUUUAAAAAGUAAAAGUAUUUUAAAAGGACUCCUUUACCAGUCGACAAACCAGCUACUAAUCACUCUUCAAUUAUAUCAGAAUUGCUUCCACAGAGAUCUUUUCGAAACUACACCUUUGAAAAAUGCAGUCUGGGGGCUGGAUACUGCGGUGGGUAGGGCUCUUGCCUUGCAUGUGGCCAAUCCAGAUUCUACCCCCAGCAUCCCAUAUGGUCACCCAGCGCCACCAGGAGUGAUUCCUGAGUGCAGUGCGAGGAGUUACCCUGAGCAUUGCUGGGUGUAGCUCCAAAACGUAGAAAAGGAAUUAAAUCGAUUCUCCCUAAAAAAAAACCAUAAUUAUUUUACUGAAAAUUUAAAUAUUUCUCUCUUAAAUAUAUUUACACUUUUUAUCAAAUCACACUCUUUGUCCCUAAUAAAUACUAAUUGGUGAGGUGUUUGUUGUAGCUUAUUUUUCUCUGCAUCUUGCUUUUUUUGCUUGAUUCCUAUUUUGGAUUGUUUCCUUUAUUUACAUUAAACCCAGUGAACACUCUGGUCUUAUCAAGCCCAGAACUUUUUACAUUAAACCAUUACAUAAAACGGAGUCUAACCAAAUACUUUCAAGUUUUCCUUACUUAAAAAAACAAAACAAGACACAAAAACCAGAACAUUUAAGAUCUAGAAAUUACCUGUUUGCAAUUUCGACUGCCACAUUAACUUACACUAAGUUUCUAUUUUACUAUCCUCUUGUUGGUUAAGGAUUAAGCAAAACAAAACAAACCGUACAUUCUCAUUCGAAUAUCCUAAACUAUUGUGCAUUUUGAUUCUAGGUGUUGGGUUUCGUUUGGUAUUACCUGUAGGUUAUAUUUCCUUUAUUGAGUUAUAUUUGAGAGACUACUGUCCUGAUUUUGUUGCACAACCAUUCAUUGCUUUACUCUUGGGUUGAAAAUGACAUUGGUUUGGGUUGGACUUUUAAAGCCCCUUGUAACCCCUUGGGAGUACUGUGCACGAAUCCUUUCACCUUGAGAGUGUCAUAAGGGAGAGACCGUGCACCUGGCUUUCUUGAUCGUAGGUGACCCUCUGAGCGGCAUUGCUCUUUCUGACUUAAAGGGGCCCCUUUUGUUUCCCUUUAGGGUAGUUCUUUGCCUAAUGACUCGUUACCUUCUUCUCUGAGAGUUUUCUGAUCCUGGCUUCAGUAGACUGUAAGCUCUGGGAGCUCUGUAAGGGCAGGGAUUUUGUGUCUGUUUUGUCUUCUGUAUCACCCGCACUUCUAAGUGUGGUGUACUUGGUCGGUGCUCAAUAAAAAUGUGUUUGAAUUUCUAA
Messenger RNA from Sorex fumeus (smoky shrew), 4478 nucleotides. It is a transcript of the gene PPP2R1B, whose product is annotated as protein phosphatase 2 scaffold subunit Abeta. Gene Ontology annotation, molecular function: protein binding; protein phosphatase regulator activity. The record is from RefSeq and is a predicted model, not a curated record. NCBI's taxonomy places the organism in Eukaryota, Metazoa, Chordata, Mammalia, Eulipotyphla, Soricidae. Bases 26 to 1831 code for a protein of 601 amino acids. Gene Ontology annotation, biological process: protein dephosphorylation. Gene Ontology annotation, cellular component: cytoplasm; protein phosphatase type 2A complex. The transcript has 15 exons.